AUGUCGGACACCGUGACGGGCACAGACAACACUAAGCAAACGGUUGAGCACCUUGCUCUCGAGCAUCUAGAGAAGGUCGACUCGAAAGAUUCUCUCCACCGUAACGAAUUAGGUCAAGAUGCAGCGAACCUCCAAAGCUAUUGGUCUUCGCCGCGACUGUUAGGUUCGAUCUUGGCCUCAUUCCUCCUCGCCAACAGCAUCUACAUUGGCUAUGCCUUGCCUGUCAGCAUUCUUUCGGUCAUCAACGCUGAUAUUGGACCAUCCCCGAAUAUCUAUCUGGUCUCGUUAGUCUAUACUCUCUUCACCGGAGUUCUACACCUAUUCUUUGCCCGCCUUUCGGAUAUCUUGGGCAGACGAUACUUCCUCGUGGGAGGCCAAACAUUCGGCGUAGUUGGAUCCGUUAUCUGCGCUACCGGCAACAAUGUCAACGUCCUCAUCGGCGGUAGUGUCUUGGCUGGUAUCGGUGGUGCCGCUGGGCUGCUGUAUCCUGUGGUCAUCCAUGAGCUGAUUCCCAAUAAGCAUCGUCACUGGGGUCAAGCCGCUAUUACUCUCUCUGUCCUGCCCACCUUGGGCUUCGGCCCAGCCAUUGCCAGGACUAUGAUAGCUCAGACUGCAGUGGGAUGGAGAGGAGUUUAUUGGUUGAACGUGGCAGUAUCAGGAGCAUCCGUUGUUCUCUUCGCCACCUGUUACUUUCCGCCCAACUUCCAUAUGAUCAACAGCGAAUUGACCAAAUGGCAAGAAGUAAAGGCGCUCGACUAUGGCGGCCUUAUCCUCUACUUCGCGGGUCUCAUCCUAGUCCUACUCGGAUUCACGUGGGCUCAAGGGACGUAUGCAUGGCAGAGUGCACACGUUCUUGCUUCCCUGAUUGUGGGCGCCGUGACUUUGGUUGCCUUUGGGAUAUACGAGACCUACAUGCCACUGAAGCAACCGCUGCUCCCGGUCCGACUCUUCAAGAUUCCAAACAUCACAGCAUGUGUCUUCGUCGGGUCUACCAUGCAAAUGGUCUGGUUGGCACUCAACGUAUUCUGGCCCAUCCAGAUUAGUGUACUUUUCACAACGAACGAAGUUACGAUCGGUUUGAUGUCUUGCACCACGGGGAUCGCCUUGGUUGCAGGAGAGCUCAUCUUCGCUCCUAUCUUUAGGACCGUAGGGUACCUAAAGUGGCAGAUGGUGGUGGCAAGUAUAAUGACCGCCGUCUUUGGAACUGCAAUGGCCGCGGUAACGUACGAAACGGAGAGCAUGGGUAUCGCGUUCACGAUUCUAGCUGGACUCGCAAUUGGAUGGAUUGAGAUGGUCACCAUUGUUGUUACUGGACUUGUGGCUCCGCCGAACGAUAUUGGUGUCGCUCAGGGGUUUUUUGGCUCGACAAGGCUGACCUUCGGUACUGUCGCUGUCAGCAUCUACCUGGCCAUCUACAGCGAUCGUUUGACAGCCUUUCUACCUCAGGAGAUCGUUCCCGCCGUCGAGGAUGCUGGUUUGCCCGCAAGUAGUAUUCCUGACCUCUUUGUCGCCGUUACAAAUGGUACCGCCGCAGCCCUGGAGAUGGUUCCUGGAAUGAGCAAUGGAGUGUUGGACGCCCUUGCACUGGCCACAAAGCACGCACAAGCCCAUGCAUUCAAAGUUGUCUAUCUGGCGACAUUGGCCUUUACAGGCAUUGGCCUGAUUGCAGCCUUCUUUAUCACCGACGUGAGUGCCUACCUUACUAAUUACGUCAACAAGACGAUACAUAAGCCUAAGAUCGGAGAUUCGGCGGCGGCUGAAGUCUGA
Molecule: messenger RNA, 1767 nt
Organism: Exophiala xenobiotica
Lineage: Eukaryota; Fungi; Ascomycota; Eurotiomycetes; Chaetothyriales; Herpotrichiellaceae
Exons: 3
Coding region: 1-1767 (588 amino acids)
Biological process (GO): transmembrane transport
Molecular function (GO): transmembrane transporter activity
Source: RefSeq, a predicted model, not a curated record